Neodiprion fabricii is the source of this 5711-nucleotide messenger RNA. Its product is annotated as protein kinase C-binding protein NELL1-like. Lineage: Eukaryota; Metazoa; Arthropoda; Insecta; Hymenoptera; Diprionidae. The record is from RefSeq and is a predicted model, not a curated record. The transcript is spliced from 15 exons. Gene Ontology annotation, molecular function: protein binding; calcium ion binding. The coding region runs from base 1336 to 4779 and encodes 1147 amino acids.
AACAAACAGCCCAUGCAAGUUACGGGCUGCUCGUUCGUCGUCGUCGUCGUCGUCGCCGUCGCCGUCGCCGUCGCCGUCGUCGCAGCCGCCGCAGCCGCUAACGCAGCCGCUGCUGCCGUUCCGUCGCCGGAUGUGGGAACGAGAGUUGGGGAGAUCAGGAUUAACACUGAAACAAUUCUAUAGAUGAAUAUUAUAAAUUUUUAAUACGAUUAGACGGUGCUAAUCGUCGUCGAUGUGAAAAAGAAGAAAAAGAGGAAAAAUCGAUACCGACACGAAAGUGUAAAGUAAAUAAUGUCAGUCUUCGGUAUAAGUAAAUUUGACGAUCCAUGCUAUAAACGAUAAACGUUACAUAUACAUAAAAUAUAUAAAAGUACGCGCGUAAAAAUUUACCACAUCGACGGUGUAAAUCAUUCUACAUUCGUAGACUAAAGUGCAGUGACUGUUGCAGGUGAGGGAUAUUAUAAACCCAUAUGCGUACGAUCGAAUCAAGAUGCAAUAGCUUUACUGCCAAAAUUUACAUGCGUGUAUUACGUAUAUACAUUGUACGUACGUGUGUACGUGUUUAUACAAUAUACGAAUAGCGUGAUUCGGGAACUGUGCAGGUGGUGCGUAUAAAAGUAUAAAAAUAAAUUGUGUCAGUUUCUCCUCUCCUCAACACACACAGACGAGUAUAUAGAACGUUUAUAAUAGACCAUUGGACGCUGUGGUGUUUCAAUCAAGGUUAUUCAACAGUGUGAUCACCAAAAAGUACCAGAGUCUCUUCUUUCCCCCCCCGUGGUAUAUAAUCCGAGAGAGAUAGACAGAGAGGAGAGAUCCGAGGCUAAAGUGUUGUGCGUAGUAAUCGAAAACGAAAAAAGGUGUGCAAAAACGGUGAAGAAGAAAAGAACUAAUCUUCGUACACUCCCGCGAAACGGGAUAUCAAAAUUUCCUGAUAAGAGGAAAGCUUGUCCGCGUAGAGGAGUAAGAAGAUACGAUAACAGUAAUAUCAGUAAUAUCGAGAAGAAUAGAAAAAGAUGAGUGAACGACGUUGCUAAAUACUGGAAUAACACAACCGACUUGGUGGAAUAGUCAAUUCUCCAUCUUCAUCCCCCGAACCUGUAAUAACCCGGAACAUCGAAGAGAGAAGCUUCGGAGGAAAAGAGGAAGUGGAAGGAUAGGCAGGAAGAAGAAAAGGAGGAAGGAAGGAAGAUAAUAUAAGACUAUUCCAGUGUGAUGCUGCCGCGGUGGUCGCCGUCGGUCCAGCAGCUGCAGGCAGGAACAGUCGAGGGAAUAGGUCCUGUUGAUCUGAGGAGACGCUGACCUGAGGAGCAGCCCACGCUGGCCGAUACCCAGGCCAUGAACGGGCCCCAUGACCGGGCCCGAACCCGCUUCCUCCUCCUCGAAGAACGCGAUCCUCCGCGAUUGCAGUCCCCGCAACGCCCUGCCGAGGACACGGCGUCGUCGUCAUCCCCGAGGAGCACCCCUCCCCACUCAUCUGCAUCACUGCGGUUCACCGGACGUGGCCAAAACAGUUGGCGGAGAAGAAGAGACUCUAGUCAUCGUCGACUGUCUUACACUAAGGUCGACAAAGCCUUUAUCGUCGUCGCUGUCGUCGCUCUUUCCUUGGCACUCGUUACACAUUCAGUUUCCGGUUCGUCGUCGAGCGAGGCGAGUGUUACUUCUUCUUCUUCUUCUUCUUCUUCUUCUUCUUCUUCUUCUUCUUCUUAUUCUUCUUCAUCGUCAUCGUCAUCGUCAUCGUCAUCUUCUCCUUCCGGUCUUGGUCUUGGCUCGUCAACGAGAUCUGGAUUAUCUAACAGAGGUGCAGCGGCCAACGUUCCUGGAUCCGCGAUUAACGCCGGUGCAGGUGUAGGUGCAGGCAGCAUAGAUCUACUGACUAUAUUGCAACUUCACAACACAACGCGACAAGGCGUCAGUCGCACUCAGGGAUUGGUCACCAUCAAACCCGCCUACUAUCUGCAAGGUGACGACAGAGAGCUUCGAGUUAGCGAAGCGGGAUUUCAAAGAGCUGCGGCGGUUCUUCGGCAGGUUCCGGAGUUCACGGUAGCUGCAGCUCUUCGCCAGGAAGAGGCCAAUUCCGGUACAAUAAUCGCCUUUUCACACGGGAACAACAGGUAUCUGGAGCUGCAAAGCAGCGGUCGGAAGGACGAACUUCGGCUCCACUAUCUUUCCAGGAGGGACGGAGCCGUUCAUGUCGAGGCGUUUCCAUUCCGAUUAGCCGACGGCGCCUGGCAUCGGGUCGCCCUCAGCAUAAGCGGAUCUCAGGUUGAGCUUUUGGUCGAUUGUCAUCCGCUCUACAGGCGUUUGCUGCGACCCGGGCCUCCGGAUACUAACUUCACGAUACCUCAGCUUCAGCUCUGGGUCGGGCAACGAAGCGCCAAACAUUUCUUGUUCAAGGGUGCUUUACAAGACGUCAAGCUUAUACCAGGUCCCCACGGGUACCUGUCACAGUGUCCGCAGCUUGACUCUUCCUGUCCGACCUGUGGCCAAUUUUCCAUGCUCCAAAACACGGUCGAACAACUUAUGCAGAACCUAAACGAACUGACGCAGAAGUUAACAGCGGCCGAAGGUAGGAUAAGCAAAGUGGAGGAGUGCGAGUGCCAAAAAUCUUGCAGAGCAAACGGAACUCUUCACGAGGACGGGCUUAACUGGAAGAAAGGUUGUCUAAAGUGUUCCUGCACUCACGGAAAGAUCGAAUGCGAACCAGAAUGGUGUCCGCCUGUCACAUGCAAAAGCCCCUACAUACCGGAGGGUGAAUGCUGUCCGGCAUGUCGCAAGCAAUGCUACCAGCACGGGGUUUUUUACGAUCACGGUGAUAGAUUUGCACCCAAACCGUGUUCGCUCUGCGUAUGUAACGACGGUGUUCUCACCUGUGAGUCAACACCACCGGAAAAAGUCUGUCCACAUUUGCCGUGUCGGCCUAGUGAACAAAUCAGCGUCGCGGACGAAUGCUGCAAGUUUUGCCCAGGGGUGGAUUACUGCGCUGAAAAUCCUAAUUGUCACGUCAACGCGUCUUGCUUGAAUCUUCAGACAACGUACGCCUGUCAAUGUAACGCUGGUUAUCAAGGAGACGGACGUAAUUGUCACGACGUCGACGAGUGCAAACACCAAGGAGGCUUCAACGGUCAUCACUGCAACGCCAAUACCAAAUGCGUCAACACCAACGGGUCAUACAUUUGCGAAUGCUUGCAAGGAUAUCGUAGAGUAGAUAAGUACAAUUGCGCCGAACUCGAUGAAUGCUCGACGGGUAAUCACAAAUGCCACGAGAACGCGAUGUGCAUAAACACAGUGGGUAGUUAUCACUGCGUGUGUCGGGACGGAUAUAAAGGAGACGGAAAUUCGUGUACACCCGUUUGCGAGCGACCUUGUCAGAAUGGCGGAGAGUGCGUUGCGCCUGGAAAAUGCUCCUGCAGGCGAGGCUACGUCGGCUCGAGUUGCGAACUUGACCUCGACGAGUGCGCCAGCGAUCUUCACAGAUGUCAUCAUUCUUCGACGUGCUACAACAUGCAGGGGUGGUACUAUUGCCGAUGCAAGCCCGGCUAUCACAGCGCCUUCCACGACACCACACAGGGCACUCAGUGCCAGGAUAUCGACGAGUGCAACGAUCAGACCAAUGGCCUAAAACACACCUGUCAUCCUAGCUCUCAGUGCGUCAACACCAUCGGUGGUUACAUGUGUGCCUGUCCCCCGGAACGCGGGCCAGAUUGUAAACUGAGCUGCAUGUUUGAGGAGAAGGAAGUUGAGAACGGGGAAACGGUCGUCCCUGCUGGUUAUCCCUGCAGACGAUGCACCUGCCUUAAUGGCGUUGUCACCUGUAGAGACCCCACUUGUAACUGCAGCAUUACUGCGAGCCAGAGAGACAAGUGCUGCCCGCAGUGCGAUCCUUUAGCAUCAUGCAGGCAUCAGGAUCUAUAUCAUCUUAUAUUUAGGAGUGGAGAAAGGUGGAUAUAUCAGUGUCAAACUUGCGAGUGUUUGAAUGGAGAAAUAGACUGCUGGGAAAUGGAAUGUCCGCCUGUGACAUGUUCCAAUCCUGUUACCGAGGACGGCGACUGUUGUCCUAGAUGCGAGGAUGACCCUUGCGCCAGAGAAUUAUCCAACAAUGGAACUUCCCUUAUAUCUAGUCAUCCUCAACCGUGCAGUUACGCGGGUAUAAUGCACGAGAGUAGCAGCUCGUGGCAAGAUCCGCACGACAAAUGCACAACGUGCGAGUGCAAGGUGCCGUACUGCGCCCAAUUGGUGAGCAAUAGCGCGUGUUGUGUGCAUCGGAUGGGCAGUUAUGCUGCAGCUACGAUUACCACUGUGCUGGUGAUGAUAUCGGCCAGCGGGCGGGAGAGUUUCGCAGCUCUAGCAUACUGGGCGUGUCGAGGACUGCGUCGUUUGGUACAUCGGAAGCAGCGCUACCAGCGGUCCAUCUGGGGGGUGGCAAAAAUUUAUUAUCACCAUCUGCCAGAGCUCAGGACUCUUUGCUUAUUACAAAAAGUAGUGAAAUCGAUGGUAAAAAGUCCGUUGAUUAUCGGGGUAAUAGUGGCGGUGUUAGUAGUGCGUAUAAUAAUAAUAAUAAUAACAACAACAACAAUAACAACAAUAACAAUAAUAAUAACAAUAAUAACCACAACAACAACAACAGCAACAAUAAUAAUCGUAAGAACAAAGGUCGGCAGAGCACUGUCAAGCAUUUGGUACAGAGCUUCUCAGUGCCUGCAACGGCUUACUCAUCCCCAAAGUCAACGAUGCGUCGGAGGUCGACAGCCAAGAGAGGCGGAGCGACUUGAACCUCUAUAAGCUUAAUUAUCGUCAGGCAGCAUUCCACGGCUGGGAGGUUCUGAACGUCGGUAUUAAUAUACGCGGUACAAAUGUGUCGUCUAUGCGUAUCGUACUAAAGAUAAAUAAAAUUGAAUACGUCGCAGGCCUCUCUAGCAAUUAAAUCAAAUUAAAUGAAAUCUCUCCUACUCAAAUCUCUAGCCACUAUACAUACAUAUAUAUAUGCGCUACUGCAUUAUGCUCUGCGUGUCCUGUGCGUCUGUGUGUACGUGGCGCGUGAGUGCGCGUGAUUGUUGAGCGGAUUUAAGAAUUGAGUAAAUCGAAAGCGUUAUAUACCUGUACACGUAUAAAUGUGAAAAAAUGUAUCCUCCGCUUGUACAUUUUUUUAUAAGUAUAUAUUUUCUUCACAUACCUGACGAAAGGAAGAUAAAAUUUUAACUCCAGCGUUAUAGCUUAAAAUAUAAAUGUUAUAUAAUAUUGAAUAACAAUUAAUGUAUUACUGACACAGUUAGGUAGUGAUAACUGGAGAAAUUGAGUUUAUUGUUGGGUGUAUAAUCAAGCUUGCCACAACAUCCUUUCGGUAUCUAUUGCCAUUCAUUCCUCAUUGUUUGAAUCGGGAAUAAAACAUAACUGACAAAUGAAACACAACAAAUAGGCACAGGUUUUGGAUGAAAAUUUUAAGUAAACAAUAUUUUCAAAUCACUGUUGUAAUUAUAACAGGUAACAGCCAAUUGGGAAGUAAUAAUUAUUAGUAUUAUAAACGAGCUUUGUAAAUUACAAAUAAAUACGUUAAGCUUGCUCAAUUCUUAUCCUUGCUCAACUACGCAACCACCAAGUACAUUCCUCCUUUACUAAUUAGGCGUUAUAUGUAUACAAGUAAAUAUACCUAGGUAAUUUAAAUGAAAAGUAAAAUGAACAUAAAAUCAUAAUAAAGUUAAUCAAAGUAAAAGAAA